Molecule: messenger RNA, 2306 nt
Organism: Lolium rigidum
Lineage: Eukaryota; Viridiplantae; Streptophyta; Magnoliopsida; Poales; Poaceae
Product: single-strand DNA endonuclease 1-like
Exons: 14
Coding region: 1-2190 (729 amino acids)
Molecular function (GO): DNA binding; 5'-flap endonuclease activity
Source: RefSeq, a predicted model, not a curated record
AUGGGGGUCAAGAACCUGUGGGACAUUCUCGACUCCUGCAAGCAGAAGCUGCCGCUCAAUCACCUCCAGAACAAGAAGGUAUGCGUAGAUCUCUCCUGCUGGCUCGUGCAGUUCUGUACCGCCAAUCGCUCGCCGGCUUUCGUCAAGGACAAGGUCUACCUCAAGAACCUUUUCCACCGCAUCCGCGCCCUCCUCGCCCUAAAUUGCAGCCUCAUCUUCGUCACAGAUGGGGCAAUACCUUCAAUCAAGUUGGCUACUUAUAGACGUAGGCUGGGAUCCAGUUCUGAGGCUAAUUGCGAUGAUACGAGUUCGCAACCAUUGACCUCGCUGCGUCGGAAUAAGAGUUCGGAAUUCUCGCGCAUGAUUAAAGAGGCGAAGCAUCUAGGGUUGGCCCUGGGCAUCCCUUGCUUGGAUGGCGUGGAGGAAGCAGAAGCACAGUGUGCAUUGCUAAAUUUAACCUCAGUGUGUGAAGGCUGUUUUACAUCAGAUUCAGAUGCUUUUCUUUUUGGCGCAAGGACGGUUUACAGAGAUGUUUUCAUAGGGGAUGGUGGUUAUGUCGUUUGCUAUGAAAUGGAGGACAUAGAGAAAAAACUUGGUUUUGGCAGAAAAUCGCUGAUAUCACUUGCGCUGCUUCUUGGUUGUGAUUAUUCUAAUGGAGUUCGUGGUUUUGGCCCGGAAGCAGCAUGUCGUCUUGUAAAGUCUGCAGGAGAUGAUUCCAUCCUUGAUCAGAUUUUAUCUGAUGGAGUAAAAGCUACGAGAAAAUGUAAAGGGAAAAAAGUUGGCAUUAACCAAAACAAGGCUGGUGAUGUAGUUACAUCUGAGGUUGGGAUGAGUCAAGAUUCUGGUGGUCAAUUCCGUGAGGUAAUAAACGCAUUUCUGGAGCCAAAAUGUCACUCACCUGAUUCCGAAAAUGUGCAGAGGGUAUGCUGCCAGCACCCGUUUCGUCGGUCAGAGUUCCAACAGAUAUGUGAGAAAUAUUUUGAAUGGACCCCAGAGAAGACUGAUGAAUACAUCCUUCCUAAGAUAGCUGAGAGAGAACUUCGAAGGUUUUCAAAUCUUCGCUCGACGUCUUCAGCUCUUGGGUUGAAUCCAAUGUUGAAUGAGAUUCCAGUACCAUGCCCUGUAUUGGCAAUCACGAAGCAGCGAAAAGUUCAUGGAAGCGAGUAUUAUGAGGUUUCAUGGAGAAACAUGUAUGGGCUCCAAACUUCAGUGGUUCCAGGGGAUCUCAUCAGAAGCGCAUGCCCAGAAAAGAUAACUGAGUUUUUGGAAAAGAAGGAUGAAGAGAAGAAGCAGAAGAGGAAAGCUAGGCCCAAGAAAUCAGCACAACAAGCUGAAGUAAAAGAUGUUGAUGCUCGGCUCCAAGAAUUGUUGUUAGGUAUCGAGUCGGAGUGUGCCACGUUUCCGCCUGCAAGCAGUUGCCCUCAGACAGCAGACGGACAUGCCGUGGUACCUGGCAUGGAUAUCGUUGAUCUGUCUUCUCCAUCGCCGCCCCUCCGGGCAUGCAAGUCCCAAAAGUUCAUCGGAUCAACCACAGCUACCAUGAAUGGGAUUGAUCUGCAGUGCCAGAGUCUGCUGACCGAUAUGACGGAGUCACAAAGUAGCACCCAGUCAAGUGGUGCUCAUAAUUUGGAGUCACAGAGUAGCACCCAGUCCAGUGAUGCUCAGUAUCUGGAGUCACAGAGUAGCACCCAUUCCAGUGAUGCUCUGAAGUUCACCCUGGACGACGACCUGAUUGAUCUGUCAUCACCCCUGCCUCUGGUUGCUGAUAGACCUUGCAGCUUGCAAGACUUGCCACCCUGCAACAAAGCUGAACGAAGAGCUCUGACAGAUCUAAGCAAUCUUCCUGAGAAAGGCAGCAUGCUGGGCGCUUCAGAUGGCAGACAUAAAUCUGGAACCGGCGACGGCUGUGUGCCGGUGGAAGCAUCAUCGCCAGUCGUCGAUGGGGCCCAGGUUUCCAGUAGCCGAAGUAAUGCUCAGAUUAAUUCAUUGGCGGAAUCAGAAGCUGGCGCCAUUGAUUUGUGUUCUCCUUCCCCGGCCAUUGUCAACAGGAGAAGGAACGUUAAGCUUGACAAGAAUGUCAUAGACAUUAGCGAAGCUGACAGUAGUGUUAAGUCUCCUGAAGAUGAUGAUCACGAGAGGAAAGCGAGAGAGCUAAGAUUGUUUCUGAAGAGCAUAAGAGAUGAACUGUAAUAAUACUGUAUAUCUGAACGCUUGAUUAAUCUGGUUUAUCUGAUCCAAUUGCUGGUGUCUAUACUUUUCUUUUUAGAAAUUGGAAAGCUUUCAUUACGCCUGGCCUAUGCAUCGAU